Messenger RNA from Selaginella moellendorffii, 1018 nucleotides. Its product is annotated as dnaJ homolog subfamily B member 6. The transcript has 7 exons. Bases 264 to 866 code for a protein of 200 amino acids. NCBI's taxonomy places the organism in Eukaryota, Viridiplantae, Streptophyta, Lycopodiopsida, Selaginellales, Selaginellaceae. The record is from RefSeq and is a predicted model, not a curated record.
AUCAUCGCGAAGAGAUGGGCGCCAAAAACCCUGGCGGGAUAGGGUUGGAGGUUCUCGACGAGGUCGAUCGGCUGUUCCAGCUAGCCGGCGCGACAAGGGCGUGUGGAUUGGCACGGCUGGAGCAUUUGCACUGGCGCGGCGCCUGGCAGCGUGAUUUCUAAGUUGCUUUCUCGGAUUUUCGGUGGAUCUAGAGUCUCGAUUGUAGAGUUUCGGUGUAAGAUACUAUCUACAGGUAAGAACUAGCGGACAUAGAUAGGUAGAUUAUGGAGAAGAGGAAAGAGGAUCCCUACACUGUUCUUGGUGUCCAAAAGUCGAGUUCUAGCUCGGAAAUUCGCUCCGCUUAUCGGAAGCUCGCCAUGAAAUGGCAUCCAGAUAAGCAACACUCUUUAGAGGAUCAAGCAAAAGCGAAGUUCCAGGGCAUUCAAGAAGCUUAUUCAGUGCUAUCCGACGACAAAAAAAGAGUUCUUUAUGAUUCGGGACUUUAUGACGAGGGAGAUGACGAGGGAAUGCAAGGCUUUAUGAGCGAGAUGGUUGCGAUGAUGUCUACUAGCUCCAAGGUACACACGAACGAGCUCAUGAACGAGCUCAAGGAUAUGUUCGAUCAAAUGGUCGACAGUUACACACCGCAAAGCUCAAGCUCGGGUUCCGAUCCACGUAGCAUGUUUGGUGCGCAAGCGUACUCGUCGUCAAGCUGCUCCAAUGCGACUUCAUUCUACUGCGAGCCUGUUGAGCCGUUCUUCAAGAGUUUUAGCAGCAGCCAAAACUUUUGCAUUGGACAUCAGGAAGGCGAGUCCGCAAGGCAGAAGCUGCACAAGAAGGGUCACCGGCGACGAAAAUGUCCAUAUGAUCAGGGUACUCGCGCCUAGUUGACUUAUCAGGUUGAUAAUUUGUAUGAACGCGACGUGGCUGAAUCCCAAACGCCGGAUGGCUGGGCAAUCCGGCUAGAACACGUCGCUGCCACAUGUUCUAACGGCAGGGCCGCCGUCGCACAUUCUUUGAAGAAAACUUUCUUUUCUCA